Messenger RNA from Striga asiatica, 904 nucleotides. Lineage: Eukaryota; Viridiplantae; Streptophyta; Magnoliopsida; Lamiales; Orobanchaceae. The record is from the annotation of a GenBank genome assembly.
AUGGAGGUAGCUGGGCAGACGUGCAUCCUGAAGGAUAAGGUUCGUGUGAACAGGAAAGCCCUUGAGGCUGUUCUUGAGCAAUGCCAGCUCGCCCUCCAACAGCUUGGCUAUGAUGAUGAUGAUGAUGAUGAUGAUGAUGAUGAUAAUGAAGUUGUUGCUCCCCAAGACACCAUCAAAACCUCUGCCCCUUUGAAUAGCCACGCUGAUCCAGUUGAGGUUUGUGGUCUCUUGAAAUUGAGGUCUGAACAUGCUCAUUCCACCAUGAUGUUAGAAAAUGCACAGGUGUCGCCUCCAGAAAACGUGGCAGAAGGGGAAAGUGAUUCCUGGGACAUGGUAAAUGAAAAUGACACCUGGGGACCCACUAAUGUGGAUUUAGAUUCACAUGACUACAUUUUAGUUCGACAAGAAGAUGUAAAGGAGGGUAUAGCAUCCUUCAUGGCUGCAUAUCUGUUGUCUCUUGAACAAGCUAAGGAUCUUACCCCAAACCAGCUUCAAGAAGCACUAAGCAAGACAUUCUCCACCAAAAAGAAAAAAGGCAAGCUUCGAAAGGCAUGGGAUGGAACCAAAGUAGUUUACAACAUGGCAUCCUGGGGUGCUACUGCCAUUGGAUUAUAUCAAAACCCUGUGCUUUCAAGUGCUGCCUCGGUGGCAUUCUGGACUUCAUCCCGAGCUUUCUCAAAGCUGUGGUGAGUUGCAUCAAUGGCUCACAAAGUGACUCUGGUGGUUGGAUUUGGAUUUGGACUAAUUUCAGAAUUAUUUGUUUCGAGUUUUCUCACUUUUCUGAUCUUGUUAAUAGAUUUUCAAUGUCCCAAAAGUUGCAAUCACGCCAAAUGUAGAACAAUUUAUGUUCAAGUGUAAUGUCCUUGUAUAUAUCAGUAAUGAAAAAAAUGAAAAAGAAAAAAAU